AUGGGCAAGGGACUCCCCAACGUCGUCGGCGCUCGCUGCCAUGUCAAUGGUCGCAAGAAGCACCAGAAGCGCCUCAGCGCGCCCUCGCACUGGCUUCUCGACAAGCUGUCGGGCACCUACGCUCCCCGCCCUUCGGCCGGUCCCCACAAGCUCCGCGACUGCAUGCCCCUGAUCGUCUUCCUGCGCAACCGCCUCAAGUAUGCGCUCAACUUCCGCGAGACCCGCUCCAUCAUGAUGCAGCGCCUCGUCAAGGUUGACGGCAAGGUCCGCACCGACAUCACCUACCCCGCUGGCUUCAUGGACGUCAUCACCAUCGAGAAGACCGGCGAGAACUUCCGCCUCAUCUACGACAUCAAGGGCCGCUUCACCGUCCACCGUAUCCAGGCUGAGGAGGCCGAGUACAAGCUCGGCAAGGUCAAGCGUGUCCAGCUUGGCCGUGGUGGAGUCCCAUUCUUGGUCACGCACGAUGCCAGGACCAUCCGCUACCCUGACCCUCUGAUCAAGGUCAACGACACCGUCAAGAUCGACCUUGCCACUGGCAAGAUCACCGACUUCAUCAAGUUCGACACCGGCGCCAUUGCCAUGGUCACCGGUGGCCGUAACAUGGGUCGUGUUGGUGUCAUCACUCACCGUGAGCGCCACGAUGGUGGUUUCAACAUCAUCCACGUCAAGGAUGCCAUUGACAACACCUUCGCCACCCGUGAGAGCAACGUUUUCGUCAUCGGCUCUGAGAAGCCCUGGAUCUCCCUGCCCAAGGGCAAGGGUGUCAAGCUCACCAUCGCCGAGGAGCGUGACCGCCGUCGCGCCCACGCCAUUGCUGGCCAGUAG
This is a messenger RNA of Verticillium nonalfalfae, 828 nucleotides long. It is a transcript of the gene RPS4, whose product is annotated as 40S ribosomal protein S4. Bases 1 to 828 code for a protein of 275 amino acids. NCBI's taxonomy places the organism in Eukaryota, Fungi, Ascomycota, Sordariomycetes, Glomerellales, Plectosphaerellaceae. Gene Ontology annotation, cellular component: ribosome; cytosolic small ribosomal subunit. The record is from RefSeq and is a predicted model, not a curated record. Gene Ontology annotation, molecular function: structural constituent of ribosome; RNA binding. Gene Ontology annotation, biological process: translation. The transcript is spliced from 4 exons.